AUGGGAGACGGAGAUCGUGAUGGUGAAAACUUCAUCGAUUCCUUUUUGGAUGAUUUCUGUUGUCUUGUGUCACGGUUUUUGAAAAUCUCAUGCCGCACACGUGUUGGCUUAGUUCCCGCACCUCCCCCCGCAUCGCCAUCAUCGUCUUCCCCUUCGUUUAUCAAGCCAGUGACCGAUGCGACUCAUGUGGAAGAGCAGCUGGACGCGGCGGACUCAAUGCUCCGCCUGAUGAGUGAGGCGAAACCACGAGUCAAGACUAGUGAGAAAAAGGCAGAUUUUCCCACAGAGAGCGCCGUAUUUCUCUUACGACUACGCUCACUUUUAGAGAGGCAAUUGAAUCAAGAUCAGCAGUCAGAUGUACUUCCUUCUACGUCGAAGACGAGAUGUAGUACAAGGGGUGAAAGCCCAUCAGGAGGCGAAUCGAAAUUCUCUCACACCUGUUUAGAUGCACCUUGCAGACGUGUUCGCAAACAUUUGCACCGAUUCCCCAAUGCCGUGGUUGGGGAUAUCAGGGGCACGAGCGCGUUAAAUCGGAGGAUAGCCACUGAAGAUGCUGAGUGCCAGACAGAGUUUUCGGACAUGUUCUCAAUGGGGCAUGAACCUAGCUCAUUGGGUCAAGGUGUAGCAGUUCAUCUUAGAAGGAGAGUGUCUUCGCUAAGCGAUGCUCAUGGUCGCUUGGCUUUGAUCCUGCAGCAGCAUACCAUUAGCAGCAUCCUCGCGCUGGGUCACGUCCUGGCGGAGGCGAAUAAGAAUCCUACAAAGAUGCAGGAAUGCGACCUUCGCAUUCAGACGCGAUAUGUCGAGGGGAUUCAGGGGGUGCUUGAAAAGGAACAGGUUAGGCUUAACAAAGAGUGUUCAAACUGGAAUGGGAUAAAAGAACAUGAACAGCUUCAUUUUAGUGAGAUUGUGCAGGUCCUAGAACGUCUUGAAAUGGCUGUGGCUUCUGUAGACUGCCGGGCAUUCGUCGUUGAGGAGGUAGACGAGGGAAUUAAGGGGUGCGAUGUGCAUGAUAAGCCAGUUUCUAUUGAAGGGAGCAGUGUUACUGAUCUUGUGGGCCUUUUUGGAAAAAGUUGCGCGGGCUUUGUCUCUAAACUGGUUGUUUAUUGUCUGCAAUGCUUUUCAUCUGCUCUGACCAGUGCAAGUGGCUCCCCGCUGCGAUGGAGCUAUCUUGAGAAGGUGUUAUUCCUAACAGAUUCCGAGAGCCCAGUUCCGACUGUGCCGAUGGAGAUGAGUAGAACACCAUCACGUGGCUCAGGUGACAUGGAUGUGGAUAAAACACCCACACAAGAACGCUCUGAGAGUGUGAGGGCAUGCGACGUGGAUGAGUUGCCAAAAAGAAGGAACACGGAUACCCCUUGGCAGGAGGGUGAGAACCAACUUCUGCGGCUUAUGCAAAAGUUUCGUCCGUGCCAUGAGUACGAGGAAGUUCGACAACUUGAAAUUCUCGUUUGA
Trypanosoma cruzi is the source of this 1452-nucleotide messenger RNA. RefSeq lists its product as uncharacterized. NCBI's taxonomy places the organism in Eukaryota, Euglenozoa, Kinetoplastea, Trypanosomatida, Trypanosomatidae. The transcript has a single exon. The coding region runs from base 1 to 1452 and encodes 483 amino acids. The record is from RefSeq and is a predicted model, not a curated record.